Molecule: messenger RNA, 2008 nt
Organism: Dipodomys ordii (Ord's kangaroo rat)
Lineage: Eukaryota; Metazoa; Chordata; Mammalia; Rodentia; Heteromyidae
Product: serotransferrin-like
Exons: 14
Coding region: 33-1871 (612 amino acids)
Biological process (GO): iron ion transport; antibacterial humoral response
Cellular component (GO): plasma membrane; extracellular region; recycling endosome
Source: RefSeq, a predicted model, not a curated record
CUGUGCUUACGGCUCCUUGCCAGGCUGGGAGGAUGAGGCUCGCGGUGGGCGCCCUGCUGGCCAGUGCUAUCCUAGGGCUGGGCCUCGCCACCCCGGAGAAGACGGUCCGGUGGUGCGCUGUGUCCGACCAUGAGGGCAGCAAGUGUGCCGCGUUCCGUGACAUCAUGAAAACCGUCCUCCCGGCGGACGGCCCCCAGCUCGCCUGCGUGAAGAAAGCCUCCAGCCAUGACUGCAUCAAGGCCAUCUCGGGGAAGGAAGCGGAUGCCGCCACGGUAGAUGGUGGUUUGGUCUACGAAGCGGGCCUGGCUCCCAACAACCUGAAGCCUGUUGUGGUGGAGUUCUACGGAUCAGCAGAGAAGCCUCAAACUGACUACUACGCGGUGGCCGUGGUGAAGAAAGGCACUGACUUCCAGAUGAACCAGCUCCAGGGCAAGAAGUCCUGCCACACGGGGCUGGGCAGGUCUGCCGGGUGGAACAUUCCCAUCGGCUGGCUCUACUGUGAUUUACCCGAGCCCCGGAAGCCCCUGGAGAAAGCAGUGGCCAAUUUCUUCUCGGGUAGCUGUGUCCCCUGCGCAGACGCGGCUGCCUUCCCCAAACUGUGUCAGCUCUGCCCAGGGUGUGGCUGCUCUUCCCAGAACCCAUACUUUGGCUACGUCGGUGCCUUCAAGUGUCUGAGGGACGGUGGUGGAGAUGUGGCCUUUAUCAAGCACGCCACCAUAUUUGAGGUCCUGCCCGAGAAGGCCGACAGGGACCAGUAUGAGCUGCUGUGUCCGGACAACACCCGGAGGCCGGUGGACGAGUACGAGCAGUGCCACCUGGCCCGGGUGCCUUCCCACGCCGUGGUGGCCCGGAGCGUGGACAGCAAGGAGGACCUGAUCUGGGAGAUCCUCAACAAGGCCCAGGAACAUUUCAGCAAAGGCAAAUCAAAGGACUUCGACCUCUUCAGUUCUCCCCACGGGAAGAACCUCAUGUUCAAGGACUCUGCUGUGGGCUUCUUACGGGUUCCCCCGGGGAUGGACUACAAGCUGUACCUGGGUCAUCAAUACAUCACCACCCUUCGGAACCAACGGGAAGGCAUAUGCCCGGCUGAGGCUCAGGAGGAGUGCAAGAGCGUGAAGUGGUGUGCCCUCAGCCACCACGAGAGGCUCAAGUGUGACCAGUGGAGCGUCAACAGCGGAGGGGUGAUAGAAUGCGAGUCGGCAGAGACCCCCGAGGACUGUAUCGCCAAGAUUGUGAAUGGAGAGGCGGACGCCAUGAGCACGGACGGAGGAUACGUGUACAUUGCAGGCCAGUGCGGUCUGGUGCCUGUCCUGGCCGAGAACUACAAAAACCCAAAUUGUGAAAGUCCACCAGAGGAAGGAUAUUUGAGCGUGGCUGUGGUGAAGAAGUCUGAUCCCAGCAUCACCUGGGACAAUUUACAAGGCAAGAAGUCUUGCCACACGGGCGUCAACAGGAAUGCUGGCUGGAAUAUCCCCAUGGGCCUGAUCUAUACCAAGAUCAACCACUGCAGAUUCGGGAACAUUCUGGAAGCAUCCUCGGCAGCUUCCCCUUGCUCCCGGGGUGGGGGUGUCAGCUGUCCCGUGAUGUCCGCGGGCAGCCCGGCGACGGUAGGGCCCUUAACACGUGGUUUCCCGCGCCUUGGGCAGAACGAGUUCGGAAGUAAGGUCAGCGACUGCUCCAGCAAGUUCUGCAUGUUCCACUCCGAGACCAAGGACCUCCUGUUCCGAGAUGACACUAAGUGCCUGGUCCAGCUGCCCGAGGGCACCACCGCCGAGAAGUACUUAGGAGACGAGUAUAACAAGGCCAUCGGGGGCUUCCGCAAGUGCUCGACCUCAUGGCUCCUGGACGCCUGCUCUUUCCACAAACAUUAAAACCUGAGAGGUGAGCUUCUCCCGGCGAUCGGCCAUUCAAGUGACCCUCAGGCUUCUCCUGGCCUCCACAGCCCGAGGUCCCCGAUGCCAGCCUUGUCUAGUCUUUGCCACGUGCCCCAAGCAUGAAUAAAAACCUA